Messenger RNA from Aspergillus tanneri, 516 nucleotides. Its product is annotated as ankyrin repeat-containing protein ANK1. The transcript has 3 exons. Lineage: Eukaryota; Fungi; Ascomycota; Eurotiomycetes; Eurotiales; Aspergillaceae. The record is from RefSeq and is a predicted model, not a curated record. Gene Ontology annotation, molecular function: protein binding. The coding region runs from base 1 to 516 and encodes 171 amino acids.
AUGGCUGACGAUGGUGCAUCUCAUCGGGAGCUCGUUGUGGAAGCCUGUCGACGAGACCAGCUCCAUUUGAUUGAACAGGUCUUGAAGGACCUGAAGGGGAAGUCGAACGAAGAAGUGGCGAAGUUCUUCAACAGUGUCACAGAUCCAUUGGGGAACCAUGCCCUUCAUAUCUGCGCCGCAUACGGAAGCUACGACAUAAUGGAUUCUCUUUUUGAUAUCCAAUUUUUCGAAUGUGACCCCCUCACUCGUCUCGAUAAAGAUACCCCACUUCAUGUCGCAGUCCGGUACGCCAACGAAAAGGACUCCGAGCUUGGCUUGGAAAUGAUUAAGAUGAUGUGUGAAGCGGGCUGUGACCCACGGGUCAGAAAUAAACAUGGACAGAAGCCUGCCGAGCUCGUUUACAAUAACAGCGAGAUCAAGUCCACUCUACAGCAAGCCGAGUACAUACUUACCGAGGGCCUGCAUCAGGAUGCAGACAACGGUUCUGCUCAUGGCAGUGCCAGCGAUAGCGAGUAA